Molecule: messenger RNA, 1623 nt
Organism: Torulaspora globosa
Lineage: Eukaryota; Fungi; Ascomycota; Saccharomycetes; Saccharomycetales; Saccharomycetaceae
Product: cytosine permease
Exons: 1
Coding region: 1-1623 (540 amino acids)
Biological process (GO): transmembrane transport; cytosine transport
Cellular component (GO): fungal-type vacuole membrane; plasma membrane
Molecular function (GO): nucleobase transmembrane transporter activity
Source: RefSeq, a predicted model, not a curated record
AUGUACAGUCAGAAGGAAUAUAGCGACGGUCAGGAUGUCGAGGAGGGCCUCAGCCACUCGCAAUCAUCGUCUUUCAACAUCGCAGGGAAUCCUGUAGCGAUGGAGAAAAAAUCCGCUCUUGCAAAAACUUAUAUUGAGGAUAAUGAGAGUGAGGAAGAUCAGUAUGUUGGGGGUAUUACCGAGGAGACGAAACUGUCUUUUUGGGAUAGACUAGGCGCUAAAUUGAAUGCGGAGACGAAGGGCAUUGAGGCGAUAACGGAUGAGGAAAAGACUGAUGACUCGGUGAUCAAUGCCGCAUCUAUGUGGUUUUCUGCCAAUAUGGUCAUUGCAGCGUACGCCCUAGGGACGCUUGGCCCCUUGGUGUUUAGCUUGAAUUUCGGGACGAGUGUCUUGGUGAUCGUUUUCUUCAACUUUCUUGGUUUGCUCUCAGUGGCAUUCUUCUCCGUCUUUGGCGCCGAGUUCGGUCUCAGACAAAUGAUCCUGUCUCGUUUUCUACUGGGCAAUCUAACCGCCAGGGUCUUUGCCUUGAUCAAUGUCGUUGCAUGUGUCGGUUGGAGCGUUGUGAACACGAUUGCUUCGGCACAGCUGCUGAACAUGGUUAAUCCGGACGGCAACCGGUGUCCGCCCUGGGCCGGUAUUCUCGUUAUCACGGGAUGUACUGUGAUGAUUUCAUUUUUCGGUUACCGCACCAUUCACGCCUACGAGAAAUGGUCGUGGGUUCCCAACUUUGCUGUCUUCCUGGUGAUUAUCGCUUGUCUCGCCAAGAAUGGCUCUUUCUCGAAUGGUGAGUGGACGUCCGGUCCUACGACUGCUGGCAGCGUACUUUCCUUCGGCUCUGCCAUUUAUGGUUUCGCUACUGGCUGGACCACUUACGCCGCCGAUUACACUGUUUACAUGCCUAGAAACACAAACAAGUACAAGAUUUUCUUCUCGCUGGUAGUUGGUUUGGCGACCCCAUUAUUCUUUACCAUGAUUCUGGGUGCCGCAUCGGCGAGAGCCACUUUGAACAAUCCAGCAUGGUUGGAGUAUUAUAACAGUAAUUCCGUUGGUGGUAUGACUUUUGCCAUUUUAGUGCCCGAUUCGCUACAUGGUUUCGGUCAAUUCUGUUGUGUAGUUUUGGCAAUGUCCACUGUCGCCAAUAACAUUCCAAACAUGUACACUAUGGCGCUAUCGGCUCAAGCUCUAUGGGAGCCACUAGCUAAAAUCCCAAGAAUUAUCUGGACUUUGGUCGGUAACGGUGCUUCCCUGGCUAUCGCUAUUCCAGCUUUCUACAAAUUUGAGAGCUUCAUGCAGAACUUUAUGGAUUCCAUCGGUUAUUAUCUGAGCAUAUACUCGGCAAUUUCUUUAAGUGAGCACUUCAUUUACAGGCGUGGUUUCCAAGGCUAUAAUAUAAACGACUGGAAUAGAUGGGAUAAACUACCUGUCGGUAUCGCUGGUUGCUCAGCAUUGUUUGUCGGUGCCGUUGGUGUUGCCGUCGGCAUGUCCCAAUCCUACUGGACAGGUGAAAUUGGUCGCCGCAUUGGAGAAUACGGCGGUGAUAUCGGCUUUGAGCUAGGAGCUGGCUUUGCGUUCAUCGUUUACAACAUUAUAAGACCUCUGGAAUUGAAAUACAUGGGUCGUUAA